UCAAUUCACAUUCUAAUUCCUUCAAUUUAGCAACAACUCCGCGAUUGAUUUAUAUAUAGAAGUGAAGUGAGGGACUUUUUAUAUUUAUUUUCGUUAUAUAGAGAAGAACUCAUCAUACUAAAAAUAAAAUGGAGGCACCUAUGGCUAGGUUACCACCCAUUCAAAGAACUUCAUCGAUUGAAAGAGAGCCUAGGACUCUUGACAUAGGCCAAAUUCAAUCUGCAAGGAAUUUAGCAAUAUACAUAUUGAACACAAAGACCUUCGAAGAAGCUUCCAGAAUUUUCACCGAGGGAUUGCAGCCAGUGGUGAGUGCUGCUUCUAGCAUGGGAUCCGGUAACAUGGAUUUGGGUGAAGAAUUGGAGCUAAUCCCCCAAGAAGCAUUCAGGGACAUAGCAUCUGCACCUUUCUAGCUAUACUCAAAUUGAAUAUACAUGCUCACUCAACAAGUGUUCAUGAUCUUUUGAACUUAGUUGUAGCUUGUACAUAUAUAUAUAUAUAGUAUGCCAUAUGAUACCAUACGGGAUGAAAUUUUGGGUUUCCAACAAUUAUUAUUUAUCAUCUCUUUUCAUCUC
Messenger RNA from Medicago truncatula (barrel medic), 572 nucleotides. RefSeq lists its product as uncharacterized. Lineage: Eukaryota; Viridiplantae; Streptophyta; Magnoliopsida; Fabales; Fabaceae. Bases 129 to 410 code for a protein of 93 amino acids. The record is from RefSeq and is a predicted model, not a curated record. The transcript has 3 exons.